AUGUCAGAUCCACGAGAAACCGGAAAUGGACAUGGUGCAUUUCCUCCAAGUGAAGAAUUCACAAAAGGAACAACAUCAGAACCACAGACAUCAACACCAAAUCCUGACCAAACUACACCAACAUCUAAACAAGUACCAUAUGACAUACCGACCGCCUGGACGCUCCAAACUCACAGCGAGAAACACAUCAGACAUCUAGAAGAACGACUAGCUAAAACAACACCAAAGGACUUGACACCUGUCACGAUCUUCGCAGAGUACCUAGAUGGAGAAGAACCAACACACAUAGAACAGCCGCCUACUAAUGAUGGUGACGAUGAAGUGGAGCAACGAGCAGGAUCAAUCUCUAGCAGUGAAUUGUCGUUUGUGAAAUCGGACGACUCGAGAGCGUCGUUGCUGACGGACGAGUCUUAUGAUGACGAUACCACGUAUAGUGAUAAUGAAGAAGAUGUUGAACGAGGAGUACCUGCUGUUGCAGCUGGUGCUGGUGGUAAUUCAAGGAGUCGCCAGGCAUCGGCUACGCGUCAAAAGAUUGAACGACUGAGGGAUUAUAGUUCAAGAUAUUAUCGUGCACUUUUAUUACUUUUCAAGACCUCAAAGAAGCUCAGUCGAACUAGCUCAACGAUGGGUAAAAAGCCGUUUAUUGACAAGACAACAGCCCGACACUUCCAAGUAGUGCAUCGUUCUCAGAGAGAUCCAGCACUAUCAGACGAAAGUGCAUCACGAUACGUCCUAAGAGAAGUUGCUCCUUCUAAUAAUCUCGUCAAGGCAUGGAAAGGAAGAUACCAGCCCGACGAAGAGCUAGACGACGAUCUUCACGAUAUUAUAGAAGACGGCGACUUUGAUUCCGACCAAGACGAGGACGAAUGGGGUUCGGAAGCUGGUGCUGAAAAUGUAAAAGACGAUGCCAAAGAAGAUCCCGUGCUUGACGAUGAUCAAGACGAGAACUGGGAAGAUGUAGACGAAGAAGGCACGGACGAAGACCAAGAACAACCCGAAGAAGACGAUGAAGCUUCUAUAACCGAAAAACCAACGACCAACAACAAGGGCAAGCAAUCUAAAAAGGAAGACGCGUCUCUCUACGGUAUCUAUUUUGAUGAUCAGGACUCGUAUGAUUACACACAGCAUAUGAAACCUAUUGGUGAAGAUCCUUCAGCUGUAUAUAUCGACGCAAAACCAAAUGCGAGAAAUGAAGGUGCUUCAAACACCCCUUCUUCUGCUCCUACUGCUGUUAGUACGUCAAAGAAGGGUAUUGCAUUCAUUGAUGAUGAUGCAGCUAGUGCUAUGGGCGAGGAACCCAGAAGGAAACGGCAUGUAAAUUUCGUUCUACCGGAAGAAGCAUUGGCUUCAAGAGAUGAAGAAGGUAUUGGGUUAUUGCAUCGUGGUGUAUCAGCGUCUGGUCUACGACUGGAUCUCGACCCAAAUGUCCGUGAAGUUCUAGAAGCUCUGGAAGAUGAUACCUUUGUAGAUGACGAUGGAGAAGCAGCUGAAGAUUUCUUUGCUGCAUUGAAUGCUGAUGUUGUGCCUGAAGGCUUACAGCUUAUUGAGGAUGAGAAUGAUGAUGAGGACGAAGAUGAUGACGAGCAGCCUGCUUGGGUUUCUGAAUUCAAACGUGAAGACGACGACGAUGAAGACGACGAACCCGACCACAAAACCGCAACAACGUCCUUCUCAAUGUCCUCCUCAUCCAUAUACCGUAAUCCAGGCAAAAUCCUAAUGGACGACCGCUUCGAGCACGUCCUCGAAGACUACUCUGACACCGAAAUCGGUGAACUCGACUCUGAAAACCCGUCCGUCCGUGGCAUCAAACUAGUCUCAGACACGCGCGUAAACCAAAUUAUGGAUGAUUUCCUUGACUCUGUUGAAACCCGUGGUCGUAAAAACAUUUUAAUCACGAAACGUGAUGGACUGGCGCAAAUGAAUGAAAUACGGAAUGAGUUGAAGGGUGAUGGCAGUGAUCCUGUUCCGGACGUGUAUGAUAUCAUGGAUGAAGAGGACGAGGAGGUUGAGAUUAGUGAUCGAGAUGAGGAGGAUGAAGGACGAGGGUGGGAUGCAGAGACUAUUCUGUCCACGUACUCGAAUAUAUAUCAUCGGCCAAAGAUUAUAGAUGAUGACGAGGGGAUUAGGAUUGCGGUGUCGAGACAUGGUGUUCGUGUGGUUACGAAUAACAAGGGUACCACUAUUAGUAGUAAUGGGAGGCUGCAGAUACCAUCGUCUGCUGAACCGGUGCAAAAGCAGCAAGCUGCUGUGGCUGUUGAAGAGGAUGAUGAAGGAUCUGAAGCUAGAGCAGAGAGAGUGAAUCGAGGUCAAGCAAGACGUAAGGACGAAACUCCUGAAGAGAAACGAGCUAGAAAGGAAGCAGUCAAAGCUGAACGACGUGAUCGUCGUGAGACUAAGAAAGGAUCCAAGCAUGAAUUCAAACACUUGGAAGAACAACACAACAAGAAACAACUACAGCGAGAACAUGAAGCUCGUACUUUGCAUAUUGAAUAA
Messenger RNA from Synchytrium microbalum, 2493 nucleotides. RefSeq lists its product as uncharacterized. Gene Ontology annotation, cellular component: cytosol; nucleus; preribosome, small subunit precursor. The transcript is spliced from 9 exons. Gene Ontology annotation, biological process: ribosomal small subunit biogenesis; ribosomal small subunit export from nucleus. The coding region runs from base 1 to 2493 and encodes 830 amino acids. The record is from RefSeq and is a predicted model, not a curated record. Lineage: Eukaryota; Fungi; Chytridiomycota; Chytridiomycetes; Synchytriales; Synchytriaceae.